Molecule: messenger RNA, 1023 nt
Organism: Lachancea thermotolerans CBS 6340
Lineage: Eukaryota; Fungi; Ascomycota; Saccharomycetes; Saccharomycetales; Saccharomycetaceae
Gene: RXT2
Product: Rxt2p
Exons: 1
Coding region: 1-1023 (340 amino acids)
Biological process (GO): negative regulation of rDNA heterochromatin formation; negative regulation of silent mating-type cassette heterochromatin formation
Cellular component (GO): Rpd3L complex; cytosol
Source: RefSeq, a predicted model, not a curated record
AUGAUGACGGACGCUGAAGCCAGUGAAGACACGGGAUCAAGGCACCAAAUAAAGCAGUUUCUGGAUGCUGUAGUACGCCAUAAAAGUGGAAACUUUCCGAAACUUAACAAAUCAAAUGAAGGGUUCGUUUUCCCAUCCACAAGUGGAGCCUCGACCAACCGAGGAAAUAAGCUGUUACAAUCCUCGGAGGAAGUCAGUCGUACAUCUUUGAAUAACCUGCCAGAAAACGACCGGGACCAAGUAUUUUAUAAUGGGUCCAUGCAUAAGCUUUUAGCUCGUAACUGGGUGUCGAACGGCGCUAGUGAUUCUGAAACGUUUGAUCUAGAUCUACACAGGCUGGUGGACGUGAGGAACAUCCUUGCGCCUGUCUCUACCAUUGAAGAUGUUGCGAAACACCCAGCUAUUUCAAAAACUUUCAAAAGUGAGGUGCUUGGCGCAUUGGCGCUGCAGGCAGUGCUUAUGGUUGAAAAAGAACAAAGCAAUGUUGUCUAUUUGUCAAAGCUGCUGGAGGCUUUUCUAGGAGACUAUCCUGGGCCACUGUAUGAAGAUACACUAAACCUGGAAGAGUACGAUCACAACCUUAAGCUGCGCGAUGACGGCGAUGAAGACCUUGCGUGUCAAGGUCACCCCCAACAAAUUUCUGGGCACGCUACAUCCACGGACGAAGAUCCCUUUUUUGCGUUACCUCAGCUUGACCCCUCAAAUUUACUACCAUCUGUCAUAUCUCAAAAAGGAGAAGAAACUUUACAAGAGGUUGAAACAGCUAGACAACUAGCCCAGAUAGCUCUUCAGCGAAAUCAAGAAUUUAUCAGGAAUCUGCAAAAAAUUCGAAAAUGUAUUGCUAAGGCAGAGCGGAUAAAGCAGCGUAUUCUUGGGUGGGGAAAAGAAUUUGCGGGCAUCCCAGAGGAUGAUGUCACUGUUCCCAGUGCUCUUCAUGUAGUAAAGAGAGGCCUAAUAAGCGCUGCUACGAACCGGACUAUGACAGACGGGCAAAAUUUCGAAGCUGAAGAAGAUGAAAUAUAA